Molecule: messenger RNA, 345 nt
Organism: Rotaria sordida
Lineage: Eukaryota; Metazoa; Rotifera; Eurotatoria; Philodinida; Philodinidae
Source: the annotation of a GenBank genome assembly
AUGUGUGAUUCAUGUAAAAGUAUUAUUUCAUAUAUCGAACAAUUAAGUGGUCUAGAUUUGAAUAAUAUCUUUCUUAAAGUUAAUAUUGAAAAAUGCAAAGAAAGAUUAAUCGCUGUUGGUGAUCUUGUUAAAAGUACACUUAGUCCAAAGAAUAAAAUUCUUCAAUGUAAUAUAAGUGGUGAACCUGAUGCAGAUAAAUUAUUAAUAACAAAUGAUAGAGCAACGAUAUUAUCAAAAAUUGGUGUUGAUAAUUUGGUGGAAAGAGUUCUUGUUGUACAAGAUGAUGAAGUUGGUGAUGGUACAACAUCUGUUGUUGUUUUAGCUAGUGAACUACGUCGAGGAUGA